UAUGCCAUAUAAACUUAUUUGCUAUAAACUGGCUACCUAGGUAAUAGUUAUCGGCUAAAAACAGAGUCUUAACCUGGUAUGUAGCGCGGUAGUUACUUUAGUUAGUUUGAAAAUUGAAAAAAAGCUGAAAAAGUAGAAUGGGACUGCUGCAACUACUAACAAAUUAAGAAGGAGACGCCAUAACUCUCUUCACAUUUUCAAAUUCCAUUCAGACAUUUCCACAAACACCAACCACGCAAUAUUCUCUCUCUCUCUCUCUCUCUCUGCAUUUUUCUACACUUCAACCAUUUUCAUCUUCUCGCAUUCUUCUACUUUUCAAUUUCAGAUCGCAUUUUCAAAGAUAAUGAUUGGGGCUUGAAAGCUGCGGUGGCCCGUGUGAUCCACACCGUCACAAAUCCUGACAAUAGAAUAGGACAAGCUUUAUGAAACAACUUGAAAUUUAAUAAAAUAGUUAAAUGUCGAAUUGGUGUAGUUGGAAUUGAAAGUUUAGAGAAAGGGUUGAGAAGGAAGUGAGAAAAUGGGGUCUAAUUCAUGGGAGGAGGCAAUGCCAGGCUCCACAGGGGAGGAGAGAAUUCUUGUUUCUGUUCGUGUGCGACCGCUGAAUGAUAAGGAGCUAGCAAGAAAUGAUCUGUCUGAAUGGGAAUGCAUUAAUGACACUACCAUUGUGUACAGAAGCAACCUUUCAGCUUCUGAAAGGUCUCUGUAUCCAACAAGCUAUUCAUUUGACAGAGUUUUUAGGACUGAUUGCCCCACAAGGCAGGUGUACGAAGAAGCAUCUAAGGAGGUAGCUCUUUCUGUUCUCAAUGGCAUCAACUCUAGCAUUUUUGCAUAUGGACAAACAAGCAGCGGAAAAACAUACACCAUGAGUGGUAUAACUGAGUAUGCUGUAGCUGACAUUUUUAAUUACAUAGAAAAGCACAAAGAAAGGGAGUUUGUCUUGAAGUUUUCAGCGAUGGAGAUCUAUAAUGAAUCUGUCAGGGACCUCCUUAGUAACGACACUACACCUCUCCGACUUCUUGAUGAUCCAGAGAAAGGCACAGUUGUUGAGAAACUCACCGAGGAAACUUUGGAAGACUGGAACCAUUUUACAGAUCUUAUUUCUUUCUGUGAAACACAACGGCAGAUAGGAGAGACAUCCUUGAAUGAAGUAAGCUCUAGAUCACAUCAAAUUCUAAGACUGACAAUUGAAAGUUCUGCACGUGAAUUUCUGGGAAAUUAUAAAUCGAGCUCUCUUGCCGCUUCUGUGAAUUUUGUUGAUCUUGCUGGAAGUGAGCGGGCAUCACAAACUAAUUCAGCUGGUACGAGGUUGAAAGAGGGAUGCCACAUAAACCGCAGUUUACUGACUCUGGGAACUGUCAUCCGUAAACUCAGCAAGGGGGGACGAAAUGGACACAUCCCUUUCAGAGAUUCAAAGCUAACCCGCAUAUUGCAGUCCUCAAUAGGAGGAAAUGCUAGAACAGCAAUCAUCUGUACCAUGAGUCCUGCACGGAGCUAUGUUGAACAAACCAGAAACACCCUCUUAUUUGCAAGUUGUGCAAAAGAAGUGUCAACUAAUGCAAGAGUCAAUGUAGUGAUUUCUGAUAAAUUGUUGGUCAAACAAUUGCAAAGAGAGUUGGCUCGGCUGGAAGCUGAGCUGAGAAAUUCAGGGUCAAACCGCCGUAAAGCUGAUUCUGCAGAAUUGCUGAGGGAAAAAGACCUCCAAAUUGAGAUGUUAAAGAAAGAGAUAUUGGAUCUGGCUUUGCAACGGGACCUUGCCCACUCUCAAAUUAAGGACAUGCUUCAAGUGGUGGGAGACGAUAUGUCCUCAAGUGAUUUGGAUAGUUUGGGUCCUCAGUAUCCCAAACUACGUGUACGAAAUUCUAUGGACUUAGAUAGUCUAAUAGACGAACCAAAUUUAUUAAAUUUUGACGCCAUUGAGAGUGUUAGAUCUUUUGAUGCUUCUCAAUAUUCAGAUGGACAUAGUGUUAGUUCCGAAGAUAACUAUUUCCAGCUCCCUGAUUUGGAAAAAAGUCUUCCCAUCAGGAAUUCUUUUCAAGGGGUGUCAAUUGUAAGUCAUGAUGCUGUAACGAAUGAUUCGGAUCAGGAGAUAGUUCAAGAACAGCCCGAUAAUAAAUUAGGCGACAUCUGUCAGAAAGUUCGGUGCCCUGUUUCAGAAGAUCCAAUUACAAACACAGAUUCGCACUCAAAUCCAGCAGGUUUGAGUACAAAUAAAGACACAGACUCGAAUGCGUCAUCUCCGAGGGCAAAUACGGCUGUCUCAGGGUUGAUAGAAGUUGAUAACAUAGACAAAGAAAAUCAAGACUUGUUCUCAUCUCCAGCGGAGAAUACGGCUGUCUCAGGAUUGACAGAAGUUGAUGAGAUAGACAAAGAAAAUCAAGACUUGUUCUCAUCUCCGGGGGAAAAUACAGCUGUCUCAGGAUUGACAGAAGUUGAUAAUAUUGACAAAAAAAAUCAGGACUCGUGUUCAUUACGGUUAAAGGAAAACAAAGAAUUGAAUCUGUUGCACCGAGAUUUUGUUCUACCCUCUAUAGAGAAAAUAAAGCCAUGGCUGGUAGAAAAAAAGCCAACUAGUUCUAGAAUCUUGAAAUUGACAAGAAGCAGAAGCUGUAAAGCAAGUCUCAUGAAGGAUUCAUCUUCAGAUUGGUUUGACCAGGAAGAAAUAAUUCAGAACACCCCCCCAAUAGGAAUCCAAAAAGACCACAUUGGAAGACCUAAGGAUUUUGAAAGGAAGACCUGUACACUAAAUUAUAAUCCCAAUGGUGAGAGGUUAUCCUGGGCUGGUUAUGGGAAUUGUGAGAGAUGUUCUGCUGUUGACACGCAGAACGUGAAAUCAUCGUUUGAUAUGGAAAUUGAUGAUGACAGUGAUUUAUCUCCAGUAAGAAAGGAAAAGAAAGAACGUGGAAGUUCAAAUCCACCGGUGAAUCAUGAGGUUGCUCCCAAAAAGUUCAAAAACAUUGGGUCGAACACAUUACAAUCUGAUGAAAAAAAGCAUUUGGAAGAAAAACAUUUGGAAUGGUCUUCAGAAUUUAAGCGGCUGCAGAAAGAGAUUAUUGAACUCUGGCAUUCAUGUAAUGUUUCAUUGGUCCACAGGACUUACUUUUUCCUUUUAUUCAAAGGGGAACCCUCAGAUUCUAUCUAUAUGGAGGUAGAGCGGAGAAGGUUGUCCUAUCUCAAAGAUAAUCAAAUUUUAGAAGAUGGACGGACCCUUACCCCUGAAUCAAGCAAGAGAUAUCUUCGAAGAGAGAGACAAAUGUUGAGCAAGCAAAUGCAGAAGAAGUUAUCAAAAUCUGAAAGAGAGAACUUGUAUUUGAAGUGGGGUAUUAGUAUGAGUUCAAAGCAUAGGGGGUUGCAAUUGGCUCAUCGCCUAUGGUCCGAAACAGAAGAUAUAAACCACGUUAGAGAGAGUGCUACCAUUGUUGCAAAGCUGGUUGGUACAGUUGAGCCAGAUCAUGCUUUCAAGGAGAUGUUUGGCCUCAACUUCGCACCACGUCGCAGAAUAAAGAAAUCUUUCGGUUGGACGACUAGUAUGAAGCAGAUUUUGUGAGAGUGAUUGUGUUGGAACAAAAUUACUGUAUAGGAAGUUUGAUUGGGCCAUGUAAAAAUUUCCCCUGGCUCCUUUUCUAUUAACAAUCUGAUCUCUACUUUGUGUUUCUGACUUCAAUUGCUAUUUGAUUGUAAAGAGAUUGAAGGAUGUGGAAUUCAAAGGUUUUACAAAAAAUUGAAAGGUCCUGCUAUUAGAAAUA
Trifolium pratense (red clover) is the source of this 3743-nucleotide messenger RNA. Its product is annotated as kinesin-like protein KIN-7G. Gene Ontology annotation, biological process: microtubule-based movement. Gene Ontology annotation, molecular function: ATP binding; microtubule motor activity; microtubule binding. NCBI's taxonomy places the organism in Eukaryota, Viridiplantae, Streptophyta, Magnoliopsida, Fabales, Fabaceae. The record is from RefSeq and is a predicted model, not a curated record. Bases 518 to 3544 code for a protein of 1008 amino acids. The transcript has 14 exons.